Messenger RNA from Orbilia oligospora ATCC 24927, 1662 nucleotides. RefSeq lists its product as uncharacterized. Lineage: Eukaryota; Fungi; Ascomycota; Orbiliomycetes; Orbiliales; Orbiliaceae. The transcript is spliced from 2 exons. Bases 1 to 1662 code for a protein of 553 amino acids. Gene Ontology annotation, biological process: cellular response to glucose starvation; protein catabolic process in the vacuole. The record is from RefSeq and is a predicted model, not a curated record.
AUGGCUGAGGUCCAAUAUGCUCCAAUGUCAUACGACAAAUUCUACGCCCCUCGUCGCUCUAACUCUGAACCAAAUUUCGACCAUCUAUCAUAUCUCUCCCAUAAACCUGAAUCCUUUGAAGCUCGAAUGGCUUCAUCUUCAUCUACUGCGACGGAUUCGCCGCGCAAUUCUCUCACCUCGAUAUCGACUGUCUCUUCAUGUGGUUCCUACUUCGAUUCGGCUAGCAACCAAUCCUCGAUAGACCCUUAUGAGGCCGAAGACACUUUCUCCUUCCCAUCGUAUGAUGACUUUAGUGCAAACGACUCUGACAAGCCGACAUUCAUCCAUCUGGAGCAGUCGAUAGAAGGCGAUGACGAAGAAGAGGAAGGUCCACCGUCAUCACCGACCACCAACAGUAUCCCCAAAAUUAUCACAACUCCCGCCGAACUUCCUGUAGCGGCUAUUGAUGACAUCACCCUGCGAGUCGAACCUUCUCGACAUGUUGAUUAUCUUUCUUAUGAAUGGAAGGAGGAAGACAUCUGGGCUUCUUGGAGGUAUAUGAUCGGGAAGAGGAAGGUGUAUGAUAAUGCCGCUCGUCUGGAGAAUGCUUCGUGGAGAACCUGGAUGAAAGCAAAGAACAAGUUAAAGACCGUAUCUCCGGAAAAACUUAAUUGGAUGAAGGACUACGAUGUCACUUGGCUCUAUGGACCGCUCUCAACGGCUCCAGAACGCUCAUCAUUCUCAAUCUCACCAACAUCUCCGGAGUGCUCUAGUGCUCCUCGGAACCCUUGCCACAAGAAUACCAAAAAGGCUAGCAUUCUGAAGAAACGUAGCAUGUCCGAGGUUCUUCUCCAACGAUCUAUCAGCAGUUCCAAUCUGUUGAAGCAAGCCACUGCUUCGAUAAGGUCACAGCAGUCGCAAAACCAUCACAGAUUAUCACGACCUGUUAUGCCAAAUAGAGCAGUCUCUGACUACGCAACCUACCCCUUUGUAUCACACACUGCAGCCGCAACCACGAACGAAGGGACUAGCAAGACGACAUCCACCAUGGAAUCUGGGAUACAAUCGCCUUCAUCCUCUAGGAAACAUAUUCAUUUCAAUGAUCGAGUGGAGCAAUGUAUCGCAGUCGAAGCUAAGGAAGAAGACGAAGAGAUGGACCAGGAUAUGGGAUUCGACGACGAGGAAGAUGACUCUGAUGAGGGUGGUCUGUUCCUGAAUAUGUCAAAUCGUCCUAAGAAUGGAAGCCGCCAGAACUCGAAAGGAAGCACAUCAGAACCUCAGACAAUCCAAAAGCUUCCCUCCACUACUCUCAAGGCUGAAGUUGAGCCAUCCGAAUUAAAACAAUCAACAUCAAGUAACAAUCUGUCUGCUUUGCUCUUCGGAGCUGGCACUGCUGGCACUGCUGGCACCGGUCUUGGAUCCGGAACCGCCUUUAUGUUUGAUGAGGAAGAUGAUGAUGACCCGAUUGAAUGGGAGCCCAAGUGGACAACUCGCAAGGACAGCAUUUCUCUAAACCGCAGUCGAUUCGGUGAACUGGAUGACGAAUAUGGUGGCUUUGCUGAAUGCCCACCCACUCCUCCUAGCGGCAACGAAGGAAUUUUCGGAAGAGCCGUUGAUGCUGUCAACACAGCCCGUGACAUUGCUCACGUUUUCUGGAAUGUUGGCUGGGCCAGUCGACGAUAG